Messenger RNA from Coccinella septempunctata (seven-spotted ladybird), 805 nucleotides. RefSeq names its product endocuticle structural glycoprotein SgAbd-3-like. NCBI's taxonomy places the organism in Eukaryota, Metazoa, Arthropoda, Insecta, Coleoptera, Coccinellidae. Gene Ontology annotation, cellular component: chitin-based extracellular matrix. The record is from RefSeq and is a predicted model, not a curated record. Gene Ontology annotation, molecular function: structural constituent of chitin-based larval cuticle. The transcript has 4 exons. Bases 121 to 660 code for a protein of 179 amino acids.
GUAUGUAUUCGGGUAUGUUGAUAAUAACAUAUAUAACUUUGAAGCAGGUAACCUACCAACAGUAGACAACAACACUUCAAAGAUUAAAGAUCUCAAUAGUUUCAUUACUUAUCAGAAAAAAUGUAUCUGAGGCUGAUCUUGUCUACCUUUGUGGUUUCUGCCCUUGGAAGGCCCCAGAAUCCUGAAAAUACAAGCCAACAACUUUCCAAUACCCAACAACAAUAUUCCAUUCAACCAUCAGCAAAUGCUACUAUAAUCAAUAAGACUGAGCAAGUUAAUGAAGAUGGUAGCUUCAGCUAUAGUUUCGAAACCAGCGACGGCAUCCGUGUACAACAAAAUGGUUUUCUGAAGAAAUCCGACAACAUUCCUGCAUCUUCAGCGGACAACCAGGAAGCCCAAAAUGAAUCCAUUCAAGUUUUGACGGGAGGGUACUCCUAUGUUGCGCCAAAUGGAGAGACGAUACAGAUUCAAUACACUGCUGAUGAAAAUGGUUAUCAACCUCAGGGAAGUCACAUCCCCACAGUUCCCCCAAGUCAGCCAAAUGUAAUUAAUUCUCUUGAACAGAUCAAUAACAGUCCUCAACAGUACGACCAAGGAAAUGUCGUUACUCGAGAUGUCUCUUCCGAAGAAGAAAUAGAAGGAUCCUCUGAAGAACAAUGAGUCUGAGCAGAAAGACCAAUAUUAUUAUUGCGUGCUAGUACCUCAUUCUUUUUUCAUAGUUAUCAUACCACAUUUUUUUAAUGUGUAAAAUUUUAAAUGGAUUAUUUUUAUUAUAUAUCUGUAAAAUGAAUAUAUAUUUUUAAGA